Molecule: messenger RNA, 1611 nt
Organism: Gekko japonicus
Lineage: Eukaryota; Metazoa; Chordata; Lepidosauria; Squamata; Gekkonidae
Product: regulator of G-protein signaling 2-like
Exons: 5
Coding region: 68-694 (208 amino acids)
Source: RefSeq, a predicted model, not a curated record
CUUAGCGAGUUAGGAAGGAAAGGAGCUGGUCGGCGCGCCCUGAAAUCGGAAGUUCAAACGCAGGAGUAUGCAGAGUGCAAUGUUCCUGGCUUUCCAGCACAGUCAGAUGGAAAGGAGCGAUAGCAACUGCCAGAGCCACGAGGAGAAAAAAGGGAAAAUGAAGAAAACGCUCAUAAAAGAUUGGAAAUCAAGACUGAGUUACUUCCUGCAAAACUCGUCUGGUUCUCCUAAAGCAAAAGACAACAAGAAAGGACAGCAAAAGGCUAUCAGACCCUCUCCUGAGGAGGCCCAGCUAUGGUCAGAAGCUUUUGAUGAACUCCUGGCUAACAAGUAUGGUCUCGCAGCCUUCCGGGCAGUCCUGAAAUCUGAGUUUUGUGAAGAGAACAUUGACUUCUGGCUGGCUUGUGAGGAUUUCAAGAAAAUCAAGUCCCCACAGAAGCUGACUUCGAAGGCCAAGAAGAUUUACAGUGACUUUAUUGAAAAGGAAGCUCCCAAAGAGAUUAACAUAGACUUCCAAACCAAGAACUCCAUUGCCCAGAACUUGCAAGAGGCUACUCACGCCUGCUUCAAUGCAGCCCAGAAGAGAGUGUACAGCUUGAUGGAGAAUAAUGCCUACCCACGGUUCCUGGAGUCCGAAUUCUACCAGGAGUUGUGUAAAAAGCCGCAAAUCAGCAGGGAACCUCAAGGAACAUGAACUCCCACGUCCUGGCAGAUAAAGAGAAGAGCAACAAAGAGAAUGCCACUUCAUCCAUGGAGGAAGAGGACCUGCAUGUCUUUACAGGCCCCAUGGACUCGGAACUGAACGUACAGGGGGAUCUGCCCCAGUGUCAUUUUGUUGUCAAAUGGACUGACCUGUUGACUGUGGUGGGGUUCUCUAUAUAGAGUGGUGAUAACGAAAAGCGUAAGAGGAAAAGCAAGCAAAACUGCUGGCCAGUUGCUAGGGAACCUUUGUUUUCUGUACAAAAAAGUGAUGCAUUGGGAAAGGAAUGUCUUGCGCACUACUGAACUACUGUGGGUCCUCUGACUCUAUAUGUCAGCCUGGAUGUCCUGGCACUCCAUGCCAGAUCAGAUCCAGCCUCCUUACAAAAAGUUAAGGUCUGGAACUGCUUUGCACUCCCGUACUGGGACUUUGGAAACUGCUUUGACUAAUUGGCUGCCCCUCAGUUUCCUAAAGCUCUGGGCAGGACUUAGCCCUUGUCUUCAUGUCUCUCUAGCUUCCUUUAUGCAGGUUCUGCUUUCUGCAGUUCACCCAGCUGUGUAUAGAUGUAGCCAAUUUCUGUAUGACUGCUAGACAUAAAUUCCAACGUAGCUGUAAAGUUUAAUACAGGGAGAGAGAGAAGGAGGAAUGACUGACUGAAAAACAGAGCAUGCUGAUGACCAGUUUGGGUCAAGCUGCCUGUGCAAGGUGGAGCAGAAUCCGGCCCAGACUUCAGAGUGACAUUCUGUAUAGUGCAUGUGUAUUUUUGACUCUGGUUGUGUUGUACACUCCUGCCAAUGCUGAACGUACUGACAAGGCAAACUUCAGGGAAGUUGUCUUUUUUUUUCAAAUGACAGAUUUGUUUUAAUAAAUUUUUAUUUUCAUAGAACAUGCUGCCUUAAAUUGUAGGGAGG